Molecule: messenger RNA, 3382 nt
Organism: Salvelinus sp. IW2-2015
Lineage: Eukaryota; Metazoa; Chordata; Actinopteri; Salmoniformes; Salmonidae
Source: RefSeq, a predicted model, not a curated record
AUGGGAACCCCUACCCAGCCGCUUGAGGAGACUGUGGCUGGUUCUGGGCCCACGUCCAGCUCACCAUGGGAUCCCUUCAUCUUCAGCGACCCUCAUCCGCGCUGGGACGCAGUUCCCUUCUUCCUGUUCAUCAUCUUCACAGUGUACACCAUGCUGCCUUUCCAGAUGUGCUAUGCUGUGGUGCUCAGUGUGAUCUCCUCACUCUCUCACAUCAGUGUCCUCACUCUACGCCUCACUUCUUCAACACCAAGAUCCCAGUCUUCUGGCAAUCAGUGUCCCCAGCUGCUGUCCAAUGCGGUGGUGUUUCUGUGUGGCAGUGUGGUGGGGGCCUUCCAUAAGGUCCUGAUGGAGAGAACUAAGACAGACCUUCCAGGAUACACCAGAUGUCUGGGCAUCCGCAUGAAGCUGGAGAUAGAAAAGAGACAACAGGAGAACCUGCUGCAGUCUGUGCUGCCGGUCUACAUCUCCAUGAAGAUGAAGCUGGCCAUCAUGGAGCGUCUGCAAGACUGCAAAGACAAAGAAGAGCAGCAACGACUCGUCAAAGACAACAACUUUCACAGUCUCUACGUCAAGAGACAAGAACGUCAGGUACAUAUUCUGUAUGCUGACUAUGUGGGCUUCACCCGAUUGGCCAGCGACUGCUCUCAAGAGCUGGUCAUCAUGCUCAACGAGCUUUUUGGGAAGUUUGACCAGAUUGCAAAGGAGAACGAGUGCAUGAGAAUCAAGAUUUUGGGAGACUGCUACUACUGUGUGUCUGGCCUGCCUGUCUCCCUGCCCAUGCAUGCCAAGAACUGUGUGAAGAUGGGUCUGGACAUGUGUGAGGCCAUCAAACAGGUGCGCGAGGCCACAGGUGUGGACAUCAACAUGAGAGUGGGCGUUCACUCCGGCAAUGUGCUCUGCGGUGUGAUUGGCCUCCGCAAGUGGCAGUUUGACGUUUGGUCACAUGARGUCACCCUGGCCAAUUAUAUGGAGUCUGGAGGCUUACCUGGGCGUGUCCACAUCACUGAGGCCACCCUGAAGCACCUGAACAAGGCCUAUGAGGUYGAGGAGGGGAACGGUGGGCUAAGAGAUGCCUACCUGAAGGAGCUCAACAUACAGACAUACCUUGUCAUCGAUCCUCGGUCUAAGGACCAGGCUCUGAACAGCCGCAGCAUGCCCAAGCCGCGUGUGAAUGAUGGGCUGAAGAUGCGGGCGUCAGUGAGAAUGACCCGUUACCUGGAGUCCUGGGGCGCCGUCAAACCCUUCGCCCACCUACAGAGCAGAGAGGGGUACACCACAGACACCAUGGUCAAUGGAAAAUCACGCUGCAAGGACAUCCCUCUGCGCACAGCUCACUCGAAGAUCACUGAGAGCUUUGAUGAGUCUGUAGAGGAGCCCUUCUCCUCGCCCGCCCCUCCGCUCAGCACCUAUAAGAACAAGUCCCAGAAGAGCAAGUUUGAUGAGGAGCUGCACAAUGAGAUGACCACCACCAUCGAUGAGCUCAGCAGCAAGCAGUGGGUGAAGUCUGAGGAGAUUAGCAGUCUGGCUGUGUGGUUCCCUAAGAAAGAGCUGGAGAAACAGUACCGAGCCAUUGAUCUGCCCAUGUUCAAGCACUACAUCGGCUGUGCCACCUUCAUCUUCUUCUGCAUCUUUGUGGUUCAGAUGUUUGUGACAAAAGAUUCCAAAAUGUUGGGAAUGUCGUUUGGAGUGCUGGCCUGUGUCCUCCUGUUGACCCUGGGCAUCUGUUUCGCAGGUCACCUGCAGCGGUUGUUUCCGGAGAAGUUGUCGUCCUGCCAGUGGCUGCCUGCUGUGUCCGAGGCAGUGGUCAAGAGGCCGUGUGUGCGCCUCCCUCUGGUCACUAUCACCACUGCGGUCAUCAUCAUCCUAGCAGUCUUCAACCUGUGCUUCAUCCAGACGAAGUCACCGUGUGAUAUCAAUGGUAACCCUGAUCUGAUUCGAUCUGACAACUCCAGUGAGCAGCAUCCAGGCAGCCUGUUCUACCUGCCGUACUCUGUGUUCAGCUGUAUCCUGGCUCUCAUAGCUUGUGGAGUGUUCCUGAGGGUGAGCUUUGAGCUCAAAGUGGUCUUCCUCAUCCUGGCCUCCACAGCCUACUACAUCAUCAUCCUCAGCGCCAAGGCUGGUCUCUUCAGCUGCUAUGGACGCAUGCUUUACAACCAACUCAAUGAAAACAAAACUGAGGACUCUGGGACCAUCCUGAGAGCGUUGGGGCUGGUCAAACACCCUGAGGUGAUGAGCUGCAUAUACAUCACCUUGUUCCUGGUCACCAUGCUCAUCAUCUCACAACAGAAUGAGUCAUGCUUCCCAGACUUCCUUCUGAAGAACAAGAACCGUACGGAGCAGGAUGAGAUCGAGACCAGGGAGAACCUGAACCGCCUGCUCCUGGAGAACGUGCUGCCCCAUGUGGCUCGCUGUUUGUUGGGAGAAUAAAAGAACGAGGAUCUGUACUACAAGUCAUAUGACUGUGUGUGUGUGAUGUUCGCCUCGGUACCGGACUUCAAAGAGUUCUACACGGAGUGUGACAUCAACAAGGAAGGUCUGGAGUGUCUGAGGCUCCUCAACGAGAUCAUAGCAGACUUUGAUGAGCUGCUGUCCAAGCCCAAYUUCAGUGGAGUUGAGAAGAUCAAGACCAUCGGAAGCACUUAUAUGGCGGCCGCUGGGCUGAGUGGCACCCCAGGACAGGAGAAUAACCAGGAUCGAGAUAGGCAGCAGGCACAGAUAGGGAACAUGGUCGAGUUUGCCAUUGCCCUCAUUGGCAAGCUGGAUGGCAUCAACAGACACUCCUUCAACAGUUUUAGGCUGCGUGUGGGUGACAUUAACCAUGGGCUGUUAUUGUCGGGUGAUUGGAGCCAGAAACCUCAGUAUGACAUCUGGGGCAACACCGUCAACGGCAGUAGGAUGGAGAGCACUGGAGAGCUGGGCAAGAUUCAGGUCACAGAGGAGACGUCAGACGUGCUCCAGAAGCUGGGCUACUCCUGCGAGUGCCGAGGCUCAUCAGCGUCAAGGAGAAAAGGCGAGCUGACAACCUUCUUUGUGUGCACAGACAUGAGCAAGCAGCAGGGAAUGGGCCUGAGCUGAGGUCUACUGUGUGUGACUCUGGGCCUGGUAGCGCAUACGUGUGCUGGGUCGGUCACAGGACACAGUCUAGCAUUCAGCACAGACUAAUUACAUGACCGCACAUAAGUUAACACUCUUAGAGUAAACCUACCGGGCACACAUAUAAUCCAUCCCAGUGCUUCAGUCAGCAUGAUCCUGACCGGACAAGAUCAAGACCUGACCUUGUGGUCCUAGAGGUUAUAUUUUGGAUUAUUCGUGUUUCCAGGAAUCCCUUUGGGAGAUUCUUCAUUGGAAAUAAAUGCUUAGUGCUGCGUUUAUUUAUUUUUUA